AAUUAACACUUGUCGUCUUCUAAAAAUUGAAAUAACGCGAGAAAACUGCGGAAAACUUCGAAGAAUUUAUCACAAGCCUACAUAAAAUUAGAGGUAUUUUAACAGCAGUGAAUAAUGCAAAUAAUCGCAGACACAAACCGCAAAAUCCCCAUCCAUUUCACUGUAGCAGAUGGAAAGGAAGCGAAUUACGGGAACCAAAGUAGAAUUUGUGAACGCAGUCAUACCACGCCUUACGCUAAAUGCGAGGUCACCAGUAUCGAAUCGAUACGACAAACGACAGUGUUUGUCGGGACGCUAGACUUGCCGGUACGCCAAACGUUAUAAUUAUCGUCAACUUUUGCGAGUUCUCCCCUGAUUUCCCAACGAAAUUCAGCCUGAACCGUAUUAAUAAGCUCGGAAUAAAUGAGUCGCAAAUCAAUGGAACGGUUACGAUACACGAACGAGCACAGUUUGAUGCUUUUAAAGGAAGUUUUAGAUAGAAAUCCGUUCGAAGACCCUUACAGAUGGAGUACGGUUCAUGAGAAUUUCGUACGCAUGACGGGUCGUCCGUAUACUUUGCGUUCGGUUAGGGAACAUGUCGACUAUCUUUUGAAGCUUUACGUAAAAGGAGAUUUAGAAAAUAAAGCCAGAUACAAAGGAAGCGACGAGGAACAUGUAGAAAAGCUGCAACUACUUCACGAAGUGCUGGAACUGAAAGAAAAAUACUUCGAUGUAAUCCAGGAGCGAAAACCCGCAAUGGAUCGCAGUAGCAAACGUGCCAGAUCGGAAGCAUCCUCGCAUGAUGAUGUUGAAUCAACGGACAUGUUCCUGGACGAAGAUCUCAACGACGACUCAGUCCCUCCACCUCAGAACUCUGGGGGUAUUUCUGCGUUAACUCAGGACGGAGGACUGGCUAAUGUGGCCACUCUGCAAUUCCUCAAAGACAAACAUACGAGUGACGUGGACCUAAGGAGGGCUGAAGUGGAAGUGCAGGAGAAAAAAAUCGCGCUUGCUGAAAAGGAAUUCAAACUGGCCAGGGAGAAAUUCGACUUGGAAAAGCAAGAACGACUAAGACGAUUGGACCUGGAACAGCAAGAGAGGGCGAUGCAUUUAAAAGUGUUAGAACAACAGCAGAAGCUGAUUCAAAUGUUUUUUGACCAACAUAAAUGAACAGACAGAAUGAUGUUCUGUGUUGUUUUUUUAUAUUUGCAAUAAAUAUUAUUAUAAGAAAAAA
This is a messenger RNA of Dendroctonus ponderosae (mountain pine beetle), 1213 nucleotides long. RefSeq lists its product as uncharacterized. The transcript is spliced from 4 exons. Bases 403 to 1149 code for a protein of 248 amino acids. The record is from RefSeq and is a predicted model, not a curated record. Lineage: Eukaryota; Metazoa; Arthropoda; Insecta; Coleoptera; Curculionidae.